AUGAGCGCCCACGUCGUGGUGAUCGACGCGACAGCCCGGCGGGCAACAGUCAAGACAACACCAGGAAAAUACUUGACGGACAUUCUACAAGAAGCAUGUUCAAAGCUCGGUUAUAGCGCUAGUCAGUAUGGCCUUAAGCACAACCGCAAGCAACUAGACCUCUCUCUUUCCUUCCGUCUUUCCGGCCUCAGCUCAGGAGCAAAGCUCGAGCUUGUGCAGCUAUCCCGAUCCCCUUCUAUUGUCACCGUUGCCUUACAACUUCCUGAGGCGGAGGCCCGUGGGGCUCCAAAUGGGCGUAUAAUGGACAAGUUCCCGAGUACGACAACAUUGUGGCUUGUAUUGCGCAAGUUUGAGGCUGGGGUAGCAGGAAGUGGGCCGGCUAGGAAUCUCACUGCGCGCGGUGUUCCCUCUAUAACUGGGGACUCUGGUGCUGGGCGGUUGUUCUACGAGAUCCCGGUGCUUCAGAUCUUGGGGCGCGAGCUAUCAAGCUUCACGGACCUACAGAAAUCCCUUGCCCAACUGGGUUUCAAUAGUGGCAACGUGCUUAUCCGACUCAGUUUUCGGCGGACAGAGGAGCCGCUCGAAGAAGCAAUGACGAAGAUUGCUGAAUACUUCAAGUCACCCGAGGACGAGAUGCCAGCUGCUAGGCCAGAUCAGACAUCCGCCACUCCUCCUGCAAAGGGGACUCUUGCCGAGCCCCAGGAUCAAGCAGCUACGCUAGCGGUCGUCGAUGAACCUUCCGUUACAGGUGCUUCUGGGCAAGAGCUCCCAAGCUCCGUCUCUGAUCAACCUGCAACGUUAACAGCUGGCCGUGCCGUCACGGUCUUCUCUCCCCCGACUAACGAUACACCAUCCUCCGCACAGAUAUCUCAUAAUGAAGAAGAUUAUAUCCCCUCUGUUGAGCACGCGAAAGCUCAUCAGCGGCUCCUCAACGAAGCCUCGCGCAAUAAACGCCUCCUCACAGAUGCGGAAAUUGCCGCGAAAGCAGCCGCAGAGGAAGCGCGUCGCUCAGAGGUUCGCGAAGUAGACGUGAAAGUCCGCUUCCCGGAUCAGAGUCAGGUGGUAGCCAAGUUUGGACCUCAAGACUCUGGGUUGACACUUUACGGAUUCGUUCGCAGCUGUCUUGCUCCUCCAUUCGCGGUAGAGAAGUUCACUCUGAAUGUGUUCUCUAGCCCAACUGCUGUUCGAUCGGCGCAUGCAAAUACAAUCCCCGACUCGGAUCAGACACUGUUAAUCAAGGACCUUGGCCUGGCUGGUCGAGUUCUUGUCAACUUCUCAUGGACUGAUAUAUCUGCGGCUGGUAAGCGCCGAACGAACCUUCUUCGUCCAGAGCUACGCAGCCAAGCUCAAGAACUCAAGGUCGAACAGCCUCCCGAGCCCGUGGAAGAACCAUCUGCUUCUACGUCGGCAAAGGCAGAACCAAGCGGUGCUCACGAUGGUGGCAAGCCUGGCGGAACACGAAAGCCUGGUGCGAUGCCCAAGUGGCUCAAGCUGCCGGGGAAGAAAUGA
Molecule: messenger RNA, 1509 nt
Organism: Penicillium cataractarum
Lineage: Eukaryota; Fungi; Ascomycota; Eurotiomycetes; Eurotiales; Aspergillaceae
Product: putative UBX domain protein
Exons: 2
Coding region: 1-1509 (502 amino acids)
Molecular function (GO): protein binding
Source: RefSeq, a predicted model, not a curated record